CAGUACAUGGUAACUCUGUCAGCUUCUGGCCAGCCCAAUAAUGAAAACAGAAGCUAAGGAUGGAGAAGAGGACAGCCUGCAGACAGCAUUCAAGAAGCUAAGAGUUGACACAGCUGGAUCUACUGCUUCUCUCUCUGUGGGUGAAGGGACAGGUUCAAGAGCACUGGUUAGAACAGUGGCAGAUGAAACCAAACCUAAGAGUGUGUGUACUUCUAAGGAAACCUGGCAUGGGUCUAUGAAGAAGCCUUCAAGAGGGGUCGUGAGAACUCAGCGUCGCAGACGUUCCAAGUCUCCAAUUCUCCAUCCUCCAAAGUUUAUCCAUUGCAGCACAAAGUCACAUUCCACGUGCAACCAGCUAGUGCACAAGAGCCAGAGUGAUGCCCCAGAUGACAGCAGUGGGUUUGGGAUGCCAGUCCCAAAGGAAGCUUGUGCACACAAACGAUGCAGUGUUGCUGCUGACGUCGGCCAGAAGAGGGAUGAUGUUGAGUCUUUGGGACCUUCUGCUAGACAGCCAGUAUCAGAGAACAGGCAGGAGGACUCCUCAGCUGCCGUUUCUCUAGUAUCCAAAGGAAACCUAAAGACUACAGAGCUUUCCGACUUCCAAUCUAUGUCCAAGCUGAACACGAAUAAGCCAUGUGCCUGUGCAGAUAAAGCCUGUCAAUGUAAAAGGUGGCACGAUAUGGAAGUGUACAAAUUCUCUGGCUUACAGAACACCCUCCUGUUGGCCCCUGACAGGAGGACAGUUUCUGAGGACCACUCCCAGUGUUUGCCAUCAAGAACUCCUUCAAGUUCUCCACGUUCUUGCUCUGAGCAAGCCAGGGCCUUUGUGGAUGACGUGACUAUUGAAGAUCUUUCAGGAUACAUGGAAUAUUACUUGUAUAUUCCAAAGAAGAUGUCUCACAUGGCAGAAAUGAUGUACACCUGA
Molecule: messenger RNA, 925 nt
Organism: Antrostomus carolinensis (chuck-will's-widow)
Lineage: Eukaryota; Metazoa; Chordata; Aves; Caprimulgiformes; Caprimulgidae
Gene: OSER1
Product: oxidative stress responsive serine rich 1
Exons: 3
Coding region: 41-925 (294 amino acids)
Biological process (GO): cellular response to hydrogen peroxide
Source: RefSeq, a predicted model, not a curated record